AUGAAUUUGAUAGUUCUUACAGUGUGCUUUGCAUUGCUUCUGAUUGGUCCAUUAUGUUCAGCCUAUAGUGACGAGGAACUUCAGGCUGAUAGCCUUAGACUUGCUGAGAUUAUUAAAACCUCUCCAGACGACAACACCAAAAUCGACAGGAUCCCGGAAUUACUCGACAUAUAUAGACGUAUGUCACCCAGUCUAAGCCCUGAAGAAAGAGAGAACCUCGAUAGGUUAAUUAAACCGCACACGGAGGAACUUUUAAUCGAUGGAGUUCCAAGUCAGGGUGGUAGGAGAAGCAAGUAUCGUAGUGGGGGGAUCCUGAAACCUAUUGUAAAAAUCGUUGCGAGAGAAUUUUUCACAGGGCUCUCUCAAACUAUUACAGACAUAUUCAGUAGUUGGAUUUCUCGUAAAAACAAGCCGUGAAUCAGAUGACUAACU
Molecule: messenger RNA, 432 nt
Organism: Drosophila takahashii
Lineage: Eukaryota; Metazoa; Arthropoda; Insecta; Diptera; Drosophilidae
Product: protein Turandot C-like
Biological process (GO): immune system process
Source: RefSeq, a predicted model, not a curated record